GUAGCCACAGGACAGCUGUUUGUACAGAACUAGAGGGAAAUACUGAGGUAUAUCUGGGUAUUCUUAGACAAUGUGUCCCCUUUGGCAUUGUCUGAUAAAUACGUGGUGGUGAAUAGGCUACUUAAUGCUCUGAAUCGUGGGUUCCGAAACGAUUAUCUCCCCCUGAAGUCAUCAUGCAUCGGCUACUCAGGUCUGCUCCACGGUGGAGGGUCAGUGUGAGGUCCCCGGUCCCUCAAGUAGACGCCGCCGCUCUCACUUCAUUGGCGUGGUGUCUUUUGUCGCGGAUUUCUUUUCCUAUUUGCGCCCGUUUUAUUGGGUAUCUUUAGAUCAUUCAACAUGGGCAAAAAGGAGGAAGAGGACAUCAUCAGAAUAGCGAAGAAGAUGGAUAAAAUGGCGCAGAAGAAAAACGGGGCCGGGGCUUUGGACUUAUUGAAGGAGCUGCGAAGUAUCCCCAUGACUCUGGAGCUGCUUCAGUCUACCAGAAUCGGGAUGUCCGUUAACGCCAUCCGCAAGCAGAGCACAGACGACGAGGUCACAUCCCUAGCCAAGGCCUUGAUCAAAUCAUGGAAGAAGCUUUUGGACGAGCCCGGCAGUGGAGACAAACCUUCAGAUGAAAAGAGAAAAGAGCAAACGACGCCUGUUUCUCCCUCGCAGGGAAGCCCAGAAGCAAAAGAAGAAAGCAGCUCGAGCAGUAACUCCAGCAGCAAGAGUGAGCCUGCUGACGUUUCAACCAACUCAUUGAUCAACACCUUUCCUCGUGCCCCCACCACCUCCGACUCUAUCAGGGUCAAGUGCCGAGAGCUGCUAGCCCAAGCUCUACAAGCAGGAGAUGAUCAUAUUGCUAUUGGUGCUGAUUGUGAUGAACUUGGAGCACAGAUUGAGGAAGUUGUCUUUCAAGAGUUUAAGAACACAGACCCGAAAUACAAGAAUCGCAUACGGAGCAGAAUCUCGAAUUUGAAGGAUAUGAAGAACCCUAAUCUAAGGAGGACAGUGCUAUGUGGGAGUGUAACCCCCGAGCGGAUGGCUAAGAUGAGCGCAGAGGAGAUGGCCAGUGAUGAGCUGAGAGAAAUGAGAAAGAAUUUGACCAAAGAGGCUGUGAGGGAACACCAGCUGUCCACCACUGGAGGAACUCAGACGGAUCUAUUCACCUGUGGAAAGUGCAAGGGGAAGUGCUGCACCUACACACAGGUUCAAACGCGCAGCGCUGAUGAGCCAAUGACCACAUUUGUCUUCUGCAAUGAUUGCGGUAAUCGAUGGAAGUUCUGCUGAAUGUGCACUGCACUCCGACAAGUAGCAAAAUUCCUGGACCAGGUGGUCUCUCUGCAACAGAUUGGAGCUUUGUAUUUUGUGGUACACAACACGCCAUACAAAGAUGCCACAGGUUACCGUUUGAAUAAAUAUCCUGUUCAUAGAUUUGAGCUCAUUGUCAGAUCCCCGAUGCCCUCCCCCCAAAAUCUUUUACUAUUGUUAUUAGUUGUUUUUUGUCAAAUGUCACAUAUAUGCGGUCAAUCUUGUCUCAUUCUCUUUUAUCUGCAUUUUUUUAUAUGUAGUUUUAACACUUUUGACAAUGUUGUUUUGCUUUUCCCUUACAACAUUGCAUUGUUUUAUUUAAUUCCCCAAUAAAAAUGUAAUCCAUUUGAUUAAAAAUAAGUGAUUUUCAUUAGGCUUCAGUCUCCUCUGGUUAUGCGAGUCUUGAACAUUAUACUAAUGCAAUUACAGAUCUGAAAGGAGUGUGUGUGCACGCGCGUGUGUGUGCACGCGCGUGUGUGUGUAUGUGUGUGUGUGCAUGUGUGUGUGUGUGUGUGUGUGUGUGUGUGUGUGUGUGUGUGUGUGUGUUAUUGGUGGAAUAUUCAUCACAUCAAAGUGAAUGCUGAUGUGUGCAUAUUAAUCUGUCUAGGGACAGGCUAAUGUUAUUGGCAGAACCAUGGAUGACACACAAUUGUUCCCUUUCCUCUAGGUAUAUUUUUUUUAAUGGCCAGGUGCAACCACUCCAUGUUGACAAGCAGCUAUGCUGCCUUACCCUCACACAAACUGAACCCAGAUCAGUCGUACAAGAUUAAGGCUGUUUAAUCUUUUAACUUGAGGAACUAACUAAUUUAAAACAUUAAGAUGUGUACAACAUUUUUCUUUUUCUAAUUCAUGGUUAUAAGCAAUUUUCAUAAGGACCCCAAACUGAACAUUAGAGUUCAAUGGUCACAACCCCAAAAAGUUGGGAACCACUACUGUAAUGAACAGACACGUGUUUGCCUUCUUUCUUAGUAUUUACGUUGAUUGCUGAUUGAUUGAGCGAUCCUUUACCGCUACAUAUCAUUAGAUAAGUGUCGUUUGGCUAACAUGUCAUGUAAUAACUAUAUUAUUACAUACACAUGAAGCUCAAGCGUGCAACAUGCCGUAUGUGUUUCACUGUAGUUCUUGUGUAUCGUUUAAUCGUGACACAAAGCUUCUUACUAAAUUGCAACUAUUUCAAUGGAUAUUUAAAUACAUUAACCCAUCUCAGCUCAUGAACAAUAUGAAUUAUAGUGAUUUUCUUUAUCUAGAUUUACCUGAUCUGCUUGUUUGAUGGAGAAAGCCCCAAAUAUUUUAGGGCAAACAUCGUUUACUGAACAACACACACAUGCACAAUGAUGGAGUAAUUUUGCUAAUGUUACCUGCAAAUCAAUAUAUGUAUCUGCUGAUAUAUUCAAAUCCUUUAAUACUUGCCACGAGAUUACGUGAUCCAAGGCUCUCAACAGUAUUUGGAUUUGUUGUGAUAGUACUUGAUGGUUGUGUCGUGUGGUUUUGUGAUCAAAUCAUGCUAGAGUCGCUAAAAUUAUUGUGCUUUAUUUUAUCUUAAUCAAAAUGCCCACAAGUCAUUAUUUUCUUGGAGAGUAGCAGAAAAAAAAAAAACGAAACCAAAUACUGUAAACAUUCACAUUAUUUGUUUUUUUUUUCUUAAAUG
Anarrhichthys ocellatus (wolf-eel) is the source of this 2938-nucleotide messenger RNA. RefSeq names its product transcription elongation factor A (SII), 1 (gene tcea1). Bases 337 to 1269 code for a protein of 310 amino acids. The record is from RefSeq and is a predicted model, not a curated record. Gene Ontology annotation, biological process: transcription elongation by RNA polymerase II; DNA-templated transcription; positive regulation of transcription by RNA polymerase II. Lineage: Eukaryota; Metazoa; Chordata; Actinopteri; Perciformes; Anarhichadidae. Gene Ontology annotation, cellular component: nucleus. The transcript is spliced from 10 exons. Gene Ontology annotation, molecular function: nucleic acid binding; zinc ion binding.